Gekko japonicus is the source of this 2505-nucleotide messenger RNA. It is a transcript of the gene RABL3, whose product is annotated as RAB, member of RAS oncogene family-like 3. Lineage: Eukaryota; Metazoa; Chordata; Lepidosauria; Squamata; Gekkonidae. The transcript has 8 exons. Gene Ontology annotation, cellular component: endomembrane system. Gene Ontology annotation, molecular function: GTPase activity. The coding region runs from base 50 to 760 and encodes 236 amino acids. The record is from RefSeq and is a predicted model, not a curated record. Gene Ontology annotation, biological process: intracellular protein transport.
ACACGGGGAGGAAGAGGCGCUGGUUGCUCGGCUGCUCGGUGACGGGGAAAUGGCUGCCCUGGAAAGGGUGAAGGUGCUGGUGUUGGGAGAUUCGGGUGCAGGGAAGUCAUCGCUGGUUCACCUGCUCUGUCACAACCAGAUGUUGGGAAACCCGUCUUGGACAGUGGGCUGCUCCGUAGACGUACGAAUCCACGACUACAAAGAAGGAACUCCAGAAGAGAAGACCUAUUACGUUGAGCUAUGGGAUGUCGGCGGCUCAGUGGGCAGUGCCAGCAGCGUGAAAAGCACUCGGGUGGUGUUCUACAAUUCAGUCAACGGCAUCAUCUUAGUACACGACUUAACCAACAAGAAGUCCUCCCAGAACUUGUAUCGAUGGUCUUUGGAAGCUCUGAACAGGGAUGCGGCCCCCUCGGGAGUCCUGGUGACGAAUGGAGAUUACGACCGGGAGCAGUUUGCUGAUAACCAGAUCCCGCUACUUGUCAUUGGAACCAAACUGGACCAGAUCCCCGAGGCAAAACGCAAUGACGUCUUGACCAGAACGGCCUUCCUCGCUGAGGAUUUCAGCGCAGAAGAAAUUAACCUGGACUGCACCAACCCUCGCUACUUGGCGGCCGGCUCCUCCAACGCUGUCAAGCUCAGUAGAUUCUUUGAUAAGGUUAUAGAGAAGAGAUACUUUUCACGAGAUGGGAACCAGAUUCCUGGCUUCUCGGAGAGAAAGAGAUUUGGAGGGGGCUUUGUGAAGAGCCUUCACUACGACUGAUGAUCUCUGGCUGCGAAGGGACUGUGGGGAAAUAAUUUAUUUCACCUUUUAAGGACAGCAUUCCUGUCUUUGCGGCCAAUGCUUGGGCUAAGGCAAGUCAAGAUUCUCCAGCACACCAGUGAUCAAGGCUGGUCAAAUAGAGGUGCUCAUGGACGUAGACAGGAGGGCAUAUUCCCAGAUCUCAUUUGGAGACCAGGCACAGUUUUGGUCCUUUUGGGAACACGAGACAUUUUUGACUGUCGUGCAAAAAUCCCAGUACUGCACGCUCUCACGCAAAAGCGUAGCGUGUUUUUUUUUCCCCUCGCGACUUGAAAGAUUUCUGAAUCAACAGCCCCUCCUAGCGGAAUGACCCUUCUGCGUCUAAAAACUAACCCAGGAGUCAAAGAUUUCCAUGGAAUGAAAACAACAUCAUUCUAGUUUAUUUUACCGUACUCCAGUUGAGGUUGUGCCACUAAUUGUAAAUGGGAUCCUGUCUUAGAAAUUGAUUAAUAAAGAAUUGUUCAAAGAUACAUGAGGGAAGUGGGAAGAUGUCUGGGGGAAAUGGCAGGCUGAAAAUCAGUUAAACAAGUAUAAAGCCAACAGUCGUGAUAGUCUGACCCACAAUCAAACAGUCAUAAGACUUACAAAGAAUGCUGUUUAUGUACUGCAAUCUAAAUCACUGCAACAUGAUACACAAAUCAAUAGAAAAUCCUUGCGAUACUUGUUUAACUGAUUGAGGCUGAGAAUCAGGCCCGUAGCUAAUGUGGGGCCUGUAGGGCAUGGCCCCCUAGCUUUUCUUCCAGGCUCCCUCCCCUGGGUUGGCCCCAUAGUGAAUUAAUGUAAUUAAUUUUGGUUUGAUUAGCUGCACCACACCCGAGGCCCCCUCCCAAAAAAAGCCCUAGCUACAGGGCUGCAUCAACAGCAACGGCGAGGAGUGUUAGCAAGAACAACAUCUCGCACGGCCCUCACUUGGUUGUCUGACUGCCACCAUGCCAUCCUAAGCAGAGUUACACCUUUCUAAGCCCAUUAACUUCACUGGGCUUAGAAAGGUGUAACUCUGCUUAGGAUGGAGACUGCCAGCUAUUCAGUUUGCGCGCUCCUAAAACCCAAGAGUUCUGAUUUUAAAACCUGUUUACUUUUUCAGCCUCGCUUUCUCUUUAGAGCAUUACACAGUUAAUGGUGACAACAAAGUACUCUUUGAAGUCCUUUGCAGUUGAUCCAGAGGAGGAGCCGACAGGACAGUCAGUGUGUGGCUGGGCAAAAGCUGGAACUGCGGCUGAGAGAACGCAGUUUGGUGGCAGGGGAUACCCUGCCCAGUUAAUUAGGCCACUAGUUUUAACCGAUGCGCAUAAAUGCAAUAUUUAAGUUUUUUAAAGAAGUUAAAUUUAGAGAAUUUUAAAAAGCAGCAUACACUGUUCACAUUUAUCAUUAACUAAUGUUUUUCGAUUUUAUUAUACAUGUUUCAUGUAUACUUCCCUGGCAUGAGAAUCAAUGGAACUCAGCCGGCUAAUUUCUGCGUGAUUAAAAAAAAAAAUCGUAAUACAUUUAUUAGCCAGGAGCAAAAAAAAGAAGUGAAACUUAAUUCUGUGAGUUCAAGGGAGCUCCUUGGUUUCUGCACUCAUAAAUGAAGGGAACUGUCAGGAGCGCAGGGCUCUGUUGGGUAGAGGGAGAGAAAAAGGAGUCAGAAUUCUUCUGGGUUUAGGCAGUCUCUUCCAGGAACCCAAGUUGGCUGGCACCCAAAGACCUACGUGUUACAGUUCAUCAGA